Molecule: messenger RNA, 610 nt
Organism: Cokeromyces recurvatus
Lineage: Eukaryota; Fungi; Mucoromycota; Mucoromycetes; Mucorales; Mucoraceae
Exons: 2
Coding region: 71-472 (133 amino acids)
Molecular function (GO): metal ion binding
Source: RefSeq, a predicted model, not a curated record
CUGAACUUGAAUUACUUCCAAAGGUAAGCAUCCAGUUCUUCUUCUUUUUUUUUCCCCUUAUAUAACUUACAUGUCUUCAUGUUUAAAGAGCUUUCAAAAAUAUUACAAACCAAACCAUGAUGGUUCAAGAGAGAUUAUUUGCCAUAAAUACAUUAUAAGGUUAAAUAGAGAAAAGCGUUUAACAACUUUUCAACUAUUAGAAAAAGGAAAAUGGGCAAAAGACACUUCCGUAACAAAAUGUGAAUUUUCAAUGAAGGAUAAAAACGAAAAGACAAAACAGUGUCAUGUCAAGUUUGGUCUAUUUACUCGGCGACAUCAUUGUAGAAGUUGCGGACAUAUCUUUUGUCAUACUCACAGUUCAAAUCUUUUACCUCUAUUUGCAUCUAAUGGUGAAGAGCGUGGUGAAUGGUCUCGCGUAUGCGAUCUAUGCUUCUUUAAUCGCAUUGAUGCACAAUCUUUAACUAGAUCAUAAAGAAAUUUACUUAUAUAUGAAGAGAAAAGAGAUACUUAUUUAAAUAAUAACAUAUGUAUAUUACUACGUUUCAAAGAAGUAUAUUUUUUUUUAUUUAAUAUAAUAUUUUACAAAAUUUUUUAAAAAAAAAAUUAACAC